Molecule: messenger RNA, 336 nt
Organism: Purpureocillium takamizusanense
Lineage: Eukaryota; Fungi; Ascomycota; Sordariomycetes; Hypocreales; Ophiocordycipitaceae
Exons: 1
Coding region: 1-336 (111 amino acids)
Source: RefSeq, a predicted model, not a curated record
AUGGGGUGGGAGGAAAGGGGAUCCAUGAAGACUAGGCGGCGGAGCAGCCAAGGAGAGGAUGAUGAGGCGAGCACAUCCGUUGGCGUCCCGCUGGAUCCGACAGCUUGGCCUUGGGCAUUGGCCAUGCCACGACGCACCCACGAGGCCUCGACGGGGGUUUGGGCCGAUGGCAGGGGCUACGAUCAGCGCAUGGCCAAGGGCGGACGAGAUAUAAUACGUCACAAUUGGCGGGCGACUUUGGCAAUGCAGUCUCGGUUGAGGGCAGGGCAGAUGCACGCCAAUUCGGUCACACAAGACAGCCCCAGGUCUUGUCCGCUGGAGGAGGCUCAUGCGUGA